AGAUCAGAUUUUAGAGAGAGAAAGGUUCUGGUGUUUUAAGUGUUUGUUGAGGGUGUUUUCAGUUCAUUUCUGUACGUGUUCUCUUCUGUGUGUAUUUCAGUGAGGAGAGAAAGAAUAGAAAGAAGCUAUGGCGUCGAAGCAAGAAGAAAGAGCCGAGGAAGCUAAAAAGGAAUAUGAACCAGAAGAGAAGCACGAGGGACAAGAAGAGGGUAUUAUUGGUGUUCCUGUUCUUGGUGGUAUAUUGAAGUCAGUUCAGGAAACUCUUGAGCAAGCCAAGGAGGUUGUCACCGGAAAAACCCAAGAGACAGCUGAGAAGACGAAGAAGGGUGUAGAGGCGGCUUCGGAGAAAGCCAGAGAAACCAAAGAUAGGGAGGCGGAGAAGGCGGGCGAGACAAAGGAUACUGCGGCCGAGAAGUCUAGAGAGACGAAGGAGAAGGCUGAGGAGUAUAAGGAGAGAGCAAAGGAAGGAGACAAGUCGGCUAUGGGAAAGGUGGGAGAGUGCAAGGAUUAUGCGGCUGAGAAGGCAAGAGAGGCGGAGGAGAAGGCGAGAGAGGCGGAGGAGUGCGCGGCAGAGAAGGCAAAAGAGUAUAAGGAAUAUGCCGCCGGAAAAGCCGGAGAGUACAAGGACUACACGGCGGAGAAGCUAAAAGAGGCGGCAGAGAAGGCAAGAGAGGCGGCGGACAUGGCGGCGGAGAAGACAAAGGAGACCAAGGAUUCAGCGGCGGAGAAGGCGAAAGAGACCAAGGAUUCAGCAGUGGAGAAGGCUGGUGAGUACAGGGAUUACACGGCGGGGAAAGCGGCGGAAGGGAAGGACACCACUGUUGGUAAGAUUAGUGAGUUGAAGGAAUCUGCGGCUGAAGCUGCUAGAAGAGCUAUGGAGUUCUUUACCGGUAAGAAAGAAGAGACAAAGCUGAAGGCAGAGGAGACUGGUGAAGCUGCUAAGGAGAAGUUCCAAGAGAAUGAGGAAAAUGCGAGGAGGAAGAUGGAGGAGAUGAAAAUUAAGAGAGAGGGUUACAAGGAAGAAGAGGAUGAAGGCACAGAGAGGGCCGAGGAAGAUAAAGAAAGUGCAGGUGAGCAAGGUGGCGGAGACAGGCCCGGAGCAAAGGCCCAUGUCAUAAGCUUGCACCGUCGCGGCAAGGACUGAUCGACUAAUUUAAGUAAUGGAGAGAGUUUGAUGAUAUAUGUAAACAGAUACACAAUGGUCUGACAGUGCAUAUGCCUUUUGUUUUAAAUUUCUAAGUCAUUUCGUAUUGUCGUACAUUUCAUGUUUUGGGAAAGCAUAGACGAUAGUGCUUGCUUUGGUCGUGUUACUGUUACCUGGGGAUA
Ilex paraguariensis (yerba mate) is the source of this 1326-nucleotide messenger RNA. Lineage: Eukaryota; Viridiplantae; Streptophyta; Magnoliopsida; Aquifoliales; Aquifoliaceae. The record is from the annotation of a GenBank genome assembly.